Messenger RNA from Oryza sativa Japonica Group (Japanese rice), 1564 nucleotides. RefSeq names its product brassinosteroid-responsive RING protein 1. Lineage: Eukaryota; Viridiplantae; Streptophyta; Magnoliopsida; Poales; Poaceae. The record is from RefSeq and is a predicted model, not a curated record.
AAAAAAAAAAACUCUCAACUAUAAUAUACUAAUAUAAUCUCAAUGAGCUAGCUAGCUAGCUUGGCCUGCUGCCUGCUUACUGUACAUCUCUGUCAUCAUCCUGGCUGCAACGUACGUACCCCCAUCACCUGUUUGUUUGCAGCUGCUCUCUUGUCCUUCUUCUUCGCUAUUAUGCUUUCUUUUCCUUUUUAAAGGGCAGAGGAGAGGAGUUGCAGUGUGGUGUGUGGCAUGUCACUCACUCACUCACUCAACAACUUCUUCUUCUUCUUCUUCUUCUUCUUCUUCUUCUUCUUCUUCUUCUUCUUCUUCUUCUUCUUCUUCAUUCUCAGCUGGAGUAGCUAGCUAACCGCUGAUUCCCUAGCUUAAUUAGCUACUGACUAUACUUAUAGUUAGCUCUCUCUCCUGAUCUCUCUCUUCACAAUUAAGCAGCUACAAAGAAUAUAAUGGGGUUCCCGGUGGGUGGCUACUCCGGCGUGCCACGGCUGCUGCUCCACCUCCUCUUCCUCCUCACCCACCUCCGCCGCCUCUCCUCCUGCCUGCUCCGCCUCGCCGGCGCCGACAUCGACGACUCCCCAACCGCCGUCGACGCCGAAUAUGACGGCAGCUACAGCUACAGCUCCCAGUCGUCCCAGCUGCUGGAGCUGGACGACCACUCCCCGGCGCUGCGCUUCGACGCGCUCUCAUCAUCCCUGCAGCCGCCGCUCCACGUCGCCACCUGCGCCGUCUGCCUCCGCGACUUCCACAAGUCCGCCCAGGUGCGCCGCGCCCACCGCUGCCGCCACGUCUUCCACCGCGCCUGCCUCGACGCCUGGGCCCACCACGGCCACCGCACCUGCCCUCUCUGCCGCUCGCCGCUGCUGCCCUCGUCGGCGCCGCCCGUUCUCCUGCCCCUUCCACUCCCUGCCUCCUAGCCCCAGGGUCCUUUCUGCAUAAUUAUACUCGCAUCGCAAACCGUCUCCAAGAGAAAAACAAAAAAGAGCAAAAAAGGUCAGGGUCUAUUUUGCAAAAGUCCCAGCCUACGAAGAAGAAGAAGAAGAAGAAGAAGAAGAAGAGAAGAAGGGUGUCUCUCUUCCGAAUUUUGUGCUUCCUGUUGGGUUUUUCCGGAAGAAAAGCUCAACCCGCAUUUGGCAAGGCAAAGCACACUGCGGAUUUCAGAUCAGAUGGUGUACGUAUGUGUUCUUUUAAGGGAAUUCAAAAGGGUUGAAUUCGAAAAGUUUGGAAUUGGUUUUGUGGUUUUGGUUUGGCUCCAUCUAUUAUUAUUUCUCAGGCUGCCUUUCCUCUCCAAACUGCUUUCAGAAGCUCUGCAUGAGUGCUGUACCGUGGAAAAGAAAGAUGGAAAUUUGACAUAAAAAAAUGAUAGACAAGAUUAGAUUAGUGCAAGUAAUUACAUAGAGGAAUUUUUUUAUACUAGCUCCUAUAUGUAUAUGUAAUGUACCAUGAGCAGAUUCACAAUAAGAAUCUUGCACAUGUCGGUAUUUCUAGUCUGUUGGGGGUGGGGAUAUCCCUGUCUGACUAGUACUACCUUAAUAAAUUGCUUUUUUUUUUUUGCUGUUGGAAUGGAUUA